UCUCUUCCACCCCCAACUUCCAAUUCACUCCAAACAACUCCGGGACAGAAUUGCAGGGAAAAGCUGGAAGCUCAGACUAGACUUGUUGAUCUCCGUUCCGAGGCAGCAGAAGGAAGUACCGGAGCUUUCCUUUGUGUCUGCCCGGAGAGAGGGCUGGGGGGGCGGGGGCAGCUGCAGCUUCGGCGUUGACUGUAGGCAGGAGCAAGGAGCUGCCGCUGAGCGAAGGCCUUGGAAAGCUUCCUGCCGAGGGAUCCGAUUUACCUCGUUUCCCUUCCCCUCCCCCUGAGCUCCGUGGACAGCCGGGAGCGCCGCCGCCAUCCCUCCGCCUUGAGGCUGUCCGCGAGGGGAUGCGAGCGGGGCCGCCCCUGCUGCCCGCCCCGCCGCAGGAUGUAGCCGCCCUCGGCCCCGCACAGCCCCGCACCGCCUCGCUGGGAUCCCGCAGGAGGAGCUCUGGGGCAUGGAGGGCAAGGAGAGGUGAGCAGAGCCGGCCCCCCAGUGCCCUGCCCCACGCCGUACUUUGGAGCGUCCAGACGGAGGGGGACCAGCGAUGCCUCUGGGGAUGAAUAAGCAUGGAUCUCGCUCUACUACCUCUUUGCCUCCGGACCCCACAGAGAUCGUCAGGAGCAAGGCCUGCUCCCGAAGGGUCAAGCUCAACGUGGGGGGGCUGGCCCACGAGGUUCUCUGGCGGACCUUGGACAGGUUGCCACGGACCAGGCUGGGUAAGCUCAGAGACUGCAACACACACGACUCCCUUAUGGAGAUCUGUGAUGACUACAACCUGGAGGAGAAUGAGUACUUCUUUGAUAGGCAUCCCGGGGCAUUCACCUCAAUCUUGAACUUCUACCGUACUGGCAAGCUGCACAUGAUGGAGGAGAUGUGCGCCUUGUCCUUCAGCCAGGAGCUAGACUACUGGGGGGUGGACGAGAUCUACCUGGAGUCCUGCUGCCAGGCCCGCUACCAUCAGAAGAAGGAGCAGAUGAAUGAAGAGCUGAAGAGAGAAGCUGAGACUCUGAGGGAAAGGGAAGGGGAGGAAUUUGAUAACACUUGCUGUGCUGAAAAAAGGAAAAAGCUCUGGGACCUCCUGGAGAAACCCAACUCCUCCGUAGCGGCCAAGAUUUUGGCAAUCAUUUCCAUCAUGUUUAUUGUACUAUCUACAAUUGCCUUGUCCCUUAACACACUUCCUGAACUACAAGGCGUGGAUGAAUUCGGGCAGACCACAGAUAACCCCCAACUUGCCCACGUGGAAGCGGUGUGCAUUGCAUGGUUUACAAUGGAAUACCUCUUGCGGUUCCUAUCCUCUCCUAAGAAAUGGAAGUUUUUCAAAGGCCCGCUGAAUGCUAUUGAUUUGCUCGCUAUCUUACCAUACUAUGUCACUAUCUUCCUCACAGAAUCCAAUAAAAGUGUACUUCAGUUCCAAAAUGUACGACGAGUGGUCCAAAUAUUUCGGAUUAUGAGGAUACUCCGGAUUCUAAAGCUUGCCCGGCACUCAACGGGUUUGCAGUCCUUGGGGUUUACACUGAGGAGGAGUUACAAUGAGCUUGGAUUACUCAUCCUGUUUUUGGCCAUGGGCAUUAUGAUCUUUUCCAGUUUAGUGUUUUUUGCAGAAAAGGAUGAGGAUGAUACAAAAUUCAAGAGCAUCCCAGCCUCUUUCUGGUGGGCAACGAUCACCAUGACAACUGUAGGCUAUGGAGACAUCUACCCCAAAACACUUUUAGGUAAAAUAGUAGGAGGACUGUGCUGCAUUGCUGGAGUGCUGGUGAUUGCUCUUCCCAUCCCAAUUAUUGUCAAUAAUUUCUCUGAGUUCUACAAGGAGCAGAAAAGGCAAGAGAAAGCCAUUAAGCGCAGGGAAGCUCUUGAACGAGCAAAACGAAAUGGCAGCAUUGUUUCCAUGAACAUGAAGGACGCGUUUGCCCGUAGUAUAGAGCUCAUGGACAUUGUGGUUGAGAAGAAUGGAGAAAGCAUAGCCAAAAAGGAUAAAGUUCAGGACAAUCAUUUAUCUCCCAGCAAAUGGAAAUGGACCAAGAGAACGCUUUCUGAAACUAGCUCUAGUAAAUCUUUUGAAACUAAGGAGCAAGGAUCUCCAGAAAAAGCUAGGUCAUCCUCAAGUCCCCAGCACCUGAAUGUCCAACAGCUAGAGGACAUGUAUAACAAAAUGGCAAAGACUCAGUCGCAGCCAAACCUUAAUACUAAAGAAUCAAGUCAAUCUGGAAAGCAAAAGGAAGAGCUAGAAAUGGAAGCUCUUCCUGGCCCUAUGGUGCCCUUGCUGACAACUCACACUGAUGGGAUCAUAGACAUGAGGAGCAUGUCCAGCAUCGACAGCUUCAUAAGCUGUGCAGCAGAGUUCCCUGACUCUGGGAGGUUUUCCCACAGCCCGCUCUCUACCCUUCCCUGCAAAAGUGGCAUUAACGUGAUUCAAGAGCAGAGCAGGCCAGAGGGAAGCGGUGCCAGGUUUGUGGAAAUGAACCCAAGCUCCGAAGGCAGCCACCGCUCUGCUUUUUUCAUAGAUAGUCCCAAAAGCUCCAUAAAGGCCAGUAACCCUUUAAAACUAAGAUCUCUGAAAGUCAACUUCAUGGAAGAGGACACCAGCACGUUAGGACCAGCCUCAAAUGUACUGAGACUAUAUUCAGACCCUCUCAAGGGCAGAGGAGCUGCUGCUGCUGCCACAGAUACUUCCUUACUCUCUGACAGAUCUCUCAUGAGCCCAGAAACCUCCAUCUACACAACUGCGAGUGCGAGAACACCCCCAAAGUCACCAGAGACGCAGACAGCCAUAGCUUUCAACUUCCAUGAUGCUGGUAUACACAAAUACAUAGAUGCUGACACUGACGAUGAAGGUCAGCUGGUUUAUGAUUCAAGUCCGCCCGGAAAUUUGAGUCCCAAGUACAAUGUUACAAGCAGUGGCUAUCUAAAGCAAAAGGACAAUGUUUAUAGAACAGAGAAGAACCAUCUAGAAGCUGCUGCUUUACCCACCUCCCCUAAGCUGAUAGGACAAAACUGCAUUUACUCUAUGGAAGGUAUCACUGGAAGAACCCAGGGCAAUCAGGAGACUGUCAGACUAGAAAAUCACAUUUCCCCAGAAGUCCAUGUAUUACCAGGCAGCGGAGGACAUGCUAACACACAUGAUCAAAGCAUCUGAGAUGGGCUCCAAAAGAACUUACUGAAAGUUUAAAGGAAUGUCUUUACAGUCAACACAAAUGAAAAAAAAACAUGAAAAAAAAAAACAAAACACAAAAAAGAGCUUCUGCAUGGCAUGAACUUGGCUGAAAUAAGCCACCUGUUUCUAAAAGUCUGGGGGAGGUCCAGUGUGGGUUUGUGAAAAUGUCCUUCUCUGAAACAACUCUAAAGACAUUGCCCACAUCAGUCAAAAAUUAAGGAUUGCAAAUCAUGAUCACACAUUGAUCUCCUUUCAUGUUGUCCAGUGAAGCCAAUGUGACCAAAUAUCCAUCCAUUCCCCUUGAACGCUAGAGCUCCUUUUGGAAAUAUUAACAUCUGAUUUGCGUUAGUUCCAUAAAGGAUGCCAAGGCAGCCAGAUUUGAACUCUGGAAUAAAUUGCUGGGGUUGGUAUAAAGCUAUCUAAAACACAAUGCUUACUGCUUCAGGGCAGCUGUUCCCCAUCUACAGCUCUCUCUGAUGGAUAUUAUGGCUAAAGGUAACAGGGAACACUUGCUUUAUUGGAAAACCCAAGCAAAAACCAUUUAAAACAGUCUAGGGAAACCAAUUAGGAAAACGCUCUGUGUGUGUUUAACAAUGCGAUAUCCCGUAGGACCUGACGUUUUCUUUUGAAAUAUCAGCAGGGUGAGUUGCACCACUUGUAUCUAAAUCCAGACAUCCCCUAGGACAUAGUGAAACUUGCACUUACCCUCUGCUAAGAAUCGAUACCUGCCCCAGGGCCAGUGCGUGGACCCUCAGGGGAUCCACAGCCCAUGCUGGGAAGGUGUGAAGGAGCCAUGCAGAAGCAGGACCCUCCGGAAGCAUUGCAGCCAGACCCCCUUGCCAGUACCAGGGAGCGCAGGGCUGGAAAGAGAGCUUGGCUCUCGCCCUACCCUUCUGCAGAAGGGCAAUGCUCACUGCCCUGCC
Molecule: messenger RNA, 4077 nt
Organism: Dryobates pubescens (Downy woodpecker)
Lineage: Eukaryota; Metazoa; Chordata; Aves; Piciformes; Picidae
Gene: KCNB1
Product: potassium voltage-gated channel subfamily B member 1
Exons: 3
Coding region: 548-3136 (862 amino acids)
Biological process (GO): protein homooligomerization; potassium ion transmembrane transport
Cellular component (GO): voltage-gated potassium channel complex; membrane
Molecular function (GO): protein binding; delayed rectifier potassium channel activity
Source: RefSeq, a predicted model, not a curated record